Procambarus clarkii (red swamp crayfish) is the source of this 1377-nucleotide messenger RNA. NCBI's taxonomy places the organism in Eukaryota, Metazoa, Arthropoda, Malacostraca, Decapoda, Cambaridae. The record is from RefSeq and is a predicted model, not a curated record.
AUGAGGACCAUGUCAGUAGCGCCAGUCAUCAGCUUGGUGCAACAGUCAGUAGCGCCAGUCAUCACCUUGGGGCAACAGUCAGUAGUGCCAGUCAUCACCUUGGUGCAACAGUCAGUAGUGCCAGUCAUCAGCUUGGCGCAACAGUCAGUAGUGCCAGUCAUCACCUUGGUGCAACAGUCAGUAGUGCCAGUCAUCAGCUUGGCGCAACAGUCAGUAGUGCCAGUCAUCAGCUUGGUGCAACAGUCAGUAGCGCCAGUCAUCAGCUUGGUGCAACAGUCAGUAGUGCCAGUCAUCAGCUUGGUGCUACAGUCAGUAGUGCCAGUCAUCACCUUGGUGCAACAGUCAGUAGUGGCAGCCAUCACCUUGGGGCAACAGUCAGUAGUGGCAGUCAUCACCUUGGGGCAACAGUCAGUAGUGGCAGUCAUCACCUUGGGGCAACAGUCAGUAGCGCCAGUCAUCACCUUGGUGCAACAGUCAGUAGUGGCAGUCAUCACCUUGGGGCAACAGUCAGUAGUGGCAGUCAUCACCUUGGUGCAACAGUCAGUAGUGGCAGCCAUCACCUUGGGGCAACAGUCAGUAGUGGCAGUCAUCACCUUGGGGCAACAGUCAGUAGUGCCAGUCAUCACCUUGGGGCAACAGUCAGUAGUGCCAGUCAUCAGCUUGGUGCAACAGUCAGUAGUGCCAGUCAUCAGCCUGGUGCAACAGUCAGUAGUGCCAGUCAUCAGCCUGGGGCAACAGUCAGUAGUGCCAGUCAUCAGCUUGGUGCAACAGUCAGUAGUGCCAGUCAUCAGCUUGGUGCAACAGUCAGUAGUGCCAGUCAUCAGCCUGGUGCAACAGUCAGUAGCGCCAGUCAUCACCUUGGGGCAACAGUCAGUAGCGCCAGUCAUCACCUUGGGGCAACAGUCAGUAGCGCCAGUCAUCACCUUGGGGCAACAGUCAGUAGUGCCAGUCAUCACCUUGGGGCAACAGUCAGUAGUGCCAGUCAUCAGCCUGGUGCAACAGUCAGUAGUGCCAGUCAUCAGCCUGGGGCAACAGUCAGUAGUGCCAGUCAUCAGCUUGGUGCAACAGUCAGUAGUGCCAGUCAUCAGCUUGGUGCAACAGUCAGUAGUGCCAGUCAUCAGCUUGGUGCAACAGUCAGUAGUGCCAGUCAUCAGCCUGGGGCAACAGUCAGUAGCGCCAGUCAUCACCUUGGUGCAACAGUCAGUAGUGCCAGUCAUCAGCUUGGCGCAACAGUCAGUAGUGCCAGUCAUCACCUUGGUGCAACAGUCAGUAGUGCCAGUCAUCAGCUUGGUGCAACAGUCAGUAGUGCCAGGUAGGGCCAGUCAUCAGCAGUCCGUCAGCGGGCCGCGGCUCCUCGCCCCAUCCACUGUCAUUUAA